Messenger RNA from Bactrocera neohumeralis, 1254 nucleotides. Its product is annotated as regucalcin-like. The coding region runs from base 128 to 1183 and encodes 351 amino acids. Lineage: Eukaryota; Metazoa; Arthropoda; Insecta; Diptera; Tephritidae. The record is from RefSeq and is a predicted model, not a curated record. The transcript has 4 exons. Gene Ontology annotation, molecular function: gluconolactonase activity; calcium ion binding. Gene Ontology annotation, biological process: L-ascorbic acid biosynthetic process.
AAGGUUUCAGUUGAGUCUUGGUCUGUUCACUGUGUUAAUCUUUGCUACCAUUCGCUUUGUCUGAUUGAGAACGUGAGAUCUCAUACUUAAAAACCCGUGCAAUUAAAGAAUUUGGUCUUUCUCAAAAAUGAAUUUUCCAAGCUUUGUAAUUAUUGCGGUUUUACUAAGCUUAAGCGCUUGCCAAAUAUACAGCGAUGAGGUUACGGAGACCGAAGAAAAAGUUGAAGUAUCCAUGGAAGUGUCCAUACGUGCCAACAAUGUAACGAUGUCUUACAAAAUCGAACCAUUGCCCAACUCUUACGCCCACCUCGGUGAAGGUCCCCAUUGGGAUAUUGAGACGCAGAGUCUCUACUAUGUUGACAUUGAAGCUGGCAAAAUACUGCGCUACGACUACCAGGAGGAUAAGGUGUACCAUAGCAAAGUUGAAGACGUCGAACUCGCCUCCUUCAUUGUGCCGGUCGAGGGACAAAGCGACAAAUUCGUUGUUGGAGCUGGUCGUCGUGUACUUGUCGUCACAUGGGAUGGUGUUUCACCGACAAGCAAGGUAGACCGUGUACUCUUCGAAGUGCAACAAGACGAGCAGUAUAUUGUUAAUCGUUUUAACGACGGCAAAGCUGAUCCACGUGGACGUCUCUUCGCCGGCACGAUGCGUUAUGUCGGUGAUGAAUUCAAAGAUCGCUGGGGCGAACUCUACAAGUAUGAGAAGGGUGGCAAGGUGUCGGUAGCGAAGACGGAUGUUGGUAUCUCCAACGGUUUGGCAUGGAACGAGAAGACAAAUAAGUUCUAUUAUAUAGACACAACCGAUUAUGAAGUGAAGGAAUACGAUUAUGACUUUGAUGCUGGUGUAGCGACUAAACCGAAGGUAGUUUUCGAUUUGCGUCGUCCGAAUCCGAAGGACAAUGUGUUGCCCGACGGUUUGACCAUAGAUAGCGAUGGUAAUCUUUAUGUGGCCACUUUCAAUGGACACACCAUUUACAAGGUCAACCCAAGCACCGGCAAAGUGCUCUUGGAAAUCAAGUUGCCAACCAAGCAGAUCACAUCUGCCGCCUGGGGUGGUCCCAAUCUCGAUAUCUUGUAUGUAACAACAUCAGCCAAAUUCGAUCAACCAGCACCGGCUGGCACCACUUACAAAAUCACCGGCCUGGGCGCCACUGGUUUGCCUAUGACCAAGGUUCAACUAUAAUCUUACACAGUUAUAUUAUCUGAACAGUUUUUAUACGUUUUCAUAUUAAAUUUACACCAUAAAAAUAUAAA